Saccoglossus kowalevskii is the source of this 1288-nucleotide messenger RNA. Its product is annotated as bindin-like. The record is from RefSeq and is a predicted model, not a curated record. Lineage: Eukaryota; Metazoa; Hemichordata; Enteropneusta; Harrimaniidae. Gene Ontology annotation, biological process: fusion of sperm to egg plasma membrane involved in single fertilization.
CCGAAAUGCAGCGUCAAUGACACUGGAACAGUAAACGUCGAAUGGUUCGAUUUGGAAUCAGAAACCAUGACUUCUGAAAGAUUCCGAUUGGUUGCAUUGGUGGUGAUUGCAAUGUUGUCGUCACAGUGCUGUCAUGUUUCCGGCGGCGCCUGGCGCCAUGAUCAGCCUGAGUGUCCUCUAGGGUGUUCGUGUGCUGCCGACGAGAUUACAUGCUUUGCACCUUACACGACAGAAACGGACAUUCCCGAACAAUAUUAUAAACUCGAUAUAGAAGGCGUAUCGGUUGAAGCUGCCCAAGGCAUCAUCCGACAUGCUCCCCACGUAACGGAGUUGUCACUUGAAGAUCACGGACCUGAGAAAAUAACUAUCCUUCCAGUAAAUUUCUUCCAACCACUGACUCAUCUGCGCAAAUUGCACGUGAAAGAAUUGGCAUCCCGGAGCAUGCCCGAAAAUUUUAUCCAAGCAAUUAAAAAAGUACCCACACUGGUUGAGUUGACUAUUGGUAAUAACGCCCUAGCUUGCACCUGUGACCUGUUGGAUUACGUCAGUAAAAGCAGAAUUCACAUUCUGGCAGAAGGUCGCGUUACUGGUUGUACCGGCUUUCAGCACAACAUCUACAGUUUUCGAGUUUUUUCACACCUGUGUAGACGCCGCAGACUUGAAUUGGACAACACCGUUACUCAGGCUGUUACCAACGCCCCAGAUGUAAUUAUAGCUGAUGACCAGCCUGUGGCUGUGUACGACUUGCAACAGUCAGGUAAUAGAACAGUCGACCUGGCAGAGAAUAUACGAGCUAAUAUUGACGGAAAGGAAGUAGAUGAAGCUCAGCUAAAAGGCGACACAGAAGCUCCAGCAGAGUUCGAUAUCCAGGCCGAUAUCCCACAGAUAGUUGAUGUCCAUCUUAAUGUCAAUGACCCAUAUGAACUGGGUCUAUUGGUACGCUUUCUUCGGAGACGAUCCGAUCUCCUUCACAGCAUUGAAAACCAGCAUAUCAAACUAAAGGUGAUGAACGCUAUGAGUGGAAAACACGAAUAGGACAUUUACAAAAAUACCAAAAAAAAGAUAAUAAUGUUAAUAAACACAUUUAGAAAAACGUGCCGUAGAUAUGCUAUGUUCGAUCAUUUAAUAUAUAUUUAAUAAUAUAUAAUAAUAUAUUUAAUUGGUUUCUGGUAUACACUUGAACUGCGCAAUUGUGAUUAGAAGACUCACAACGUACAGUUAAUCGUCAAAAUGCUCUGAUAAUGAUCAAAGGAUGUAAUAGCUGUAUAUAAAACAAAUUGAUAAAAUA